This is a messenger RNA of Cryptomeria japonica (Japanese cedar), 2528 nucleotides long. RefSeq lists its product as uncharacterized. Gene Ontology annotation, molecular function: cullin family protein binding. Gene Ontology annotation, biological process: positive regulation of ubiquitin-dependent protein catabolic process. Bases 429 to 2204 code for a protein of 591 amino acids. The record is from RefSeq and is a predicted model, not a curated record. NCBI's taxonomy places the organism in Eukaryota, Viridiplantae, Streptophyta, Pinopsida, Cupressales, Cupressaceae. The transcript is spliced from 7 exons.
ACAAAUUCAUGCUCGCUCCAUUUCGCCCUUUUACAUAUCCUCUAAAGGGUUUUGCAUGUCAGGUAUUGGGUCCUCCAUGGAAGAAAAAGACGGAAAUAAGGACAGAAUUACAGGACGUAAAGAAUUUUCAAAAUGCCAGUGCUGGAUUAAUAAUUGUAUUCUCAACCAUCAAUUCCCAACGUUCAAGGGAGCCAGUCCGUGAUCAUGCGAGACAAAUCACCAUGUAAAUCAGCUCUGGUUGGGGUCUCACCAUUUGGGUUUAUCAUUUGUUUAAAUAAUGUAUUCAAAUGUUUCCUAUGGCAAUGGUGGCUGCUGUGUAUUCGUUUAGCGCGGGCCAAUAACCAGUUCCUCUCCUCUCAAUAACAAUUAACUUCUCUCAAUUAGGUUUUUAUUAAUUGAGAUUUUUCUACAGUGUUUGUUGGCAAGCCAUGGAUGAAGCUCAUCAAAUAUUGUUGAAUGGAUUGGAGCAAGCGGGAGUGGUGAUGCCCACAGGUGUUUCAAGUAUAGAGGAUGUAGCUUCAGGUUCCUUGGUCUCAAUCUGCUCGCAGACACUUCAUCUUAUCAAUGAGACUUCUUCUUUUCCAACCUCUAUGGCUGUUUCAAUGGCAGAUCGGUUUCGCUUAUGUGCUGAUCUAGCUACUGCUAUUAAAGAGCUUGGUUACCGAGGUGACCUCAGUUUCCAUCAGUUCCUUUAUCCUUCGGAAGAAGAUGCAUAUAAGUUGCUAAAGUUUAUGCUUGAGAGGGUAUCGAAAUCAUCAUCAACUUCUAAGGACAGAAGCCGUCGCAGAGGCCGAGGAUCAGCAGCAGCAGGGGGAAGGUCUACUGGGAAGGAAAAGAAUGCAGGAAUUGCUACAAUUGUAAGAGGGGCUCUGCAAAAAUGUAUGGAAGAAAGUCAGCAAGGUUUAAGUCAUAACGAGGUCUCUCCUUUUCGUACAUGCUCUCUGCGGUUGGCAAAUUCAAGAAAUUUGUCCAAGAAAACCCCACCUCUGAUAACUCUUCAGGCAAAACCGAAAGCUUGGUUGCAUUCUUCAGUGCUUGAGCUUAAUGCAAAAAAUGGCUUAAAAGGACGAAUUCCUAAGGAUCUUGGUAACUGUGUUGAAGAAACUGAUGCAAUAAAGGUUGUGAGUCAUGGUUUCCUUGAAGCUGACAGUAGUUGUAGAAGCAGAUUUGGAAAGCCUUCUACUGAUGGGUACUUGGUUCGAUCAGAAAAAUAUAUUGACAGAGAUUGGGUAAAGUCAUCAGAUGUGUAUCACACUAAAGAAAAAGAAUCAGGCAAAUAUGUUGAGGAUGAAGCAGACUGUGUUAGAAGCAAGGAUCAGGACAAUGAGAAAUAUAUUGGGGAACUUGAAGACAAGUUGUCUUCUCUUACAAUAGAGGCUUCUCAGAUGGAAGCCAAAGUUAUUGAAAUGCGGAGUCAAGAAGCACUAUUGACAAAAGAAAUUGAUGAAAAAAAAUUGGAAAUACAAAUGAAAGAAGAGGAGAGUUUGCUGCUAAAGACAGCAGUUGAUAUGGCAAUGAACAGUGAACACCCAAGAGAAUAUUACGUGGAAGAGCUUCAACAACAGAUUGCAGCACUGAAGCUGAAGUGGGAUACAGCUAGAAAGCCGCUGGAGGAAAAGAAAGCAAAUCUUGAAAAUUCACUUCUUUCACAGAAAUCAAAAAUUCAACACAAGAUGGAACAACUAAAGGAUGUGCAAAAAGAAAUUACGAGGAUAACUGCUAAAAUUCAUGAAAGAGAGAAGGAAGAAAUUUCAUUAGCAGAAGAACUUGAAAAUGCACCAAAAGUGGCUGCACGGCAUACUUACAUCAGACGGAUAACAGAACUUACAAAGAAUAGCAAAAAGCAAGAUGCAGACAUUGCUCGCAUAGUUCAUGACACACAACAGCUUCAAAGAGAAAGCAAUGGUUCCCAAGAUCGUCUUCGCCGUAUUUAUGCUCUUGUUGAUGAAAUUGUAUUCAGGGAUGCAAAGAAGACUUCUACAGCUCGACAGGCUUAUAGGCUCUUAACUACUAUACAUGAAAACUUCAAUGAAACUUUUGAGAAAGUAUAUGGCAUUGACAAGGUGCAUAGAGAAAUUGCAGAAUACGAAGCUAAACUGGAAGCCAUGCAAAAGUCACAAUUUGAUGUGUCAAAAUUGCAGAAUGAUCUUGAUACAAUAUGGAAAGAAAAUGAAUUGCUUGAGAAGCAACUACAUAGAAAAUAAAAUAAAAACAUUUCAAACAACAUUCAGUUUUCUUUGAUAUUUGUUAAUUGAUCUAUUGUUUCGAAGAGCCUAUUGUAAAAUUUAAACAACACAAUGCUAGGUGUGGUGGCCAAGGCUUUGUUUUGGAUCAGUCCUGAAUGUCAGAUAUUUAAAAAGCUAACAGAAGGUGGCAAGGGAGCUGGGACAAGGCUUGUGCAAUUUUAAUAUGUUUACUGGGCUGGGUUACAAAUGCCCAAAAAAUAUCCCAUUUGUAGUGGUCAAUCAAUUCUUUUCUUUAAUGUCAACUUGCUAAAUUGGAGACUCCAAUGUUUCUUCUGAUAUCUA